Messenger RNA from Schistosoma turkestanicum, 236 nucleotides. The record is from the annotation of a GenBank genome assembly. NCBI's taxonomy places the organism in Eukaryota, Metazoa, Platyhelminthes, Trematoda, Strigeidida, Schistosomatidae.
AUAUGGAGGCCUGUCACAGCUUUGUUGUUCUAUCCCGUGUCUCCAUCAACUGGGUUUCAUUUCCUAAUCAAUCUCUAUUUCUUGUAUUCGUACUCCUCUCGAUUGGAAAACGGCAUGUUCCUUGGGCGCACUGCAGAUUACGUAUUUAUGUUUUUGUUUACCUGGAUAGCACUGGUGAUUGUCAGUUUCUUGGCUUCAUUUUAUGUAAGUUAAAUGUCAGGGUUUGUUUGUCAUAA